AGGCUGUUUCCCUGACGGACACGCCCCACGUUCAGCUGGUUCAUUCACAUCAGCUGAUUCUAACUCGAUCAAAACAAGAUGAGGACGCUGUUUUUGUUGCUGCUCUGCUGUCACGUUGCAUCUGCAGUGAAACACUCCCUGAAAUACUUCCUCACUGCGUCCUCUGGGAUCCCAGACUUCCCAGAGUUUGUGGGCGCUGCGGUGGUUGAUGAAGUUCAGGUGGGUUACUGUGACAGCAACAUCAAGACGGCUGAACCCAAACAAGACUGGAUGAAAAAGUUAAUUAAGAAUGACCCACAACACUUGGAGUGGUAUACUCUAAAAUGUUUCGGAAACCAGCAGGUCUUCAGAGCCAACAUUGACAGCUUGAAGGAGCGCCUAAACCAGACUGGAGGUACCCACAUUUUACAGAGAAUGAAUGGCUGUGAAUGGGAUGACGAGACUGGAGAGGUCAUUGGUUUUAAUCAGUACGGUUACAACGGAGAAGACUUCAUAGCACUGGACCUGCAGACACUGACAUGGACAGCUCCAAAGCCACAGGCCUUCAUUACCAAACUGAGAUGGGAUACAGAAAAAGCAAGAUUAGAAUACAACAGAAACUACUACAUCCACAAAUGCCCUGACUGGCUGAAAAAAUAUGUGCACUAUGGGAAGAGCUUUCUGCAGAAAACAGUCCUCCCCUCAGUGUCGCUCCUCCAGAAGACCCCCUCCUCUCCAGUCAGCUGCCACGCUACAGGUUUCUACCCAAACAGAGCCGACAUGUUCUGGAGGAAAGAUGGAGAGGAGCUUCAUGAGGACGUGGAGAAAGGAGAGAUCCUCCCCAACAACGACGGGACCUUCCAGAUGAGUGUUGAUCUGUAUCUUUCAUCAAUCACACCUGAAGACUGGAGCAGAUACGACUGUGUUUUUCAGCUCUCUGGAGUGAAGGACGAUGUUGUCACCAAACUGGACAAAGCAGUGAUCAGGACCAACUGGGCUCCUCCCUCAGAGUUUCCCACUGCUGCUGUCAUCGGAGCUGUUGUUCUGCUGCUGAUCUUAGCUGCCUGUAUCACUGGAUACUUCAUCUGGAGGAGAGACAAUGGGUUGAUCUAGCUAAUAACAGGGAGCAGCAGCAAACAUUAGAAGAGGAGACUGAACUUCACUGAAUGAGGAAACAAUAAAAUCACCACAUUUUACCAGGUGGGAUUUUCUCCUUCAGAAAAGCAACUGGAGAGAACUGAAGCUGUCGACUGGGCUUGUGCUCUAUGUCGAUACAAAUGACAUAGAGCCCAUUUUAACUGUCAGAGCUGGUGGCUGCCUCUGGUGGAUCAGGAAAGAGGUGACGUCACUUCCAGCAAACUGUUUGGCCGUCAGUCCCAGUGAAUGGGACUCUGACCCACCAGCAUGUUCCUGGUGGUACCAGGGACAGCACUCUGGACAGUGCUCAUGAGAGUCUGUUGCUGUGGCAGAAAUGCUGCACUCUCCCAGUUAUUAUUAGAACCAAAGUGUUUGAAGCAACAACGUUAAACAUCUGUGCUUUCAUAUUGAUUUCUUUUAAUAAUGGUGCAUUGUCUUUCAGAGAAGACUGUUCAGCUGCUGUUAUGCUCACCUUAUUUUGUUGCUUUUAUUACUGUUC
Monopterus albus (swamp eel) is the source of this 1615-nucleotide messenger RNA. Its product is annotated as major histocompatibility complex class I-related gene protein-like. Gene Ontology annotation, biological process: immune response. The record is from RefSeq and is a predicted model, not a curated record. Bases 79 to 1092 code for a protein of 337 amino acids. Lineage: Eukaryota; Metazoa; Chordata; Actinopteri; Synbranchiformes; Synbranchidae. The transcript is spliced from 7 exons. Gene Ontology annotation, cellular component: external side of plasma membrane.